Cebus imitator (Panamanian white-faced capuchin) is the source of this 2549-nucleotide messenger RNA. It is a transcript of the gene SMYD4, whose product is annotated as SET and MYND domain containing 4. Bases 148 to 2115 code for a protein of 655 amino acids. The record is from RefSeq and is a predicted model, not a curated record. The transcript has 8 exons. NCBI's taxonomy places the organism in Eukaryota, Metazoa, Chordata, Mammalia, Primates, Cebidae. Gene Ontology annotation, molecular function: protein binding.
GCUCCCCUUUUCUACAGAGAAGAAGGAAACAAAAAAUUUCAGGAGAAAGAUUACACAGUAGCUGCAGUGCUGUACUCUAAGACGUGCCUUAAAGACAUUAUUAGAGCACAGACGCAUGGGUAUCCAGAAAGAUUGCAACCCAAGAUAAUGUUACGUAAAGCAGAAUGUCUGGUGGCCCUGGGGAGACUACAGGAGGCGCGCCAGACCAUCAGUGAUCUUGAAAGGAACUUCCCUGCCAGCCCAACCCUAGCAGAUUUCCCCUCUCAGAGUGUGCAGAGAAACCUCCAUCAUCUGAAAAUGAAAGUACAAGAAAAGGAGAAUCUCCCAGAAACCUUCCCGGCAGCUCUGGCCAAAACCCUUGAGGGUGUGGACCUAGGAGAAGAGAAUAAACAACUUUCCAACGCCUCAUCAUCUGUCGGCUUAUGCAUGGAUCCUUUAAAAGGUCGCUGUCUCGUCGCCACAAGAGAGAUUCUCCCAGGAGAGCCUCUGGUGAAGGAGGGUGCUUUUGUGAGUGUUCUUAACCCAGGAGAACUGCCACCACUGCAUCACAGCCUAGACAGCAAAUGGGACACCAGAGUUACCAAUGGGGACCUCUACUGUCACCGAUGUUUGAAGCACACUUUGGCCACAGUUCCCUGUGAUGGAUGCAGCUAUGCCAAGUAUUGCAGCCAAGAGUGUUUGCAGCAGGCCUGGGAGCUCUACCAUAGGAUAGAAUGUCCUCUAGGUGGGCUGCUUCUCACACUGGGUGUGUUUUGCCACAUUGCCCUGAGGUUGACUCUUUUGGUGGGAUUUGAGGAUGUUAGCAAAAUCAGGAAGCUUUGUGAUGAGGUUAGUAAUAAGGACAUCUAUUUACCUGAAAGCAACAGUCGGGUUAAGACACUUAAUUCUGGCCUAGGGGAGAUUGAGAAAAAUGGCAAAAUCGUUGAGACCCCAAUUCCUGGAUGCGAUGUUAAUGGGAAGUAUGAAAGUAAUUAUCAGGCUGUCUUCAACCUUUUGCCCCAUACUGAAAACCAUAGCCCAGAGCACAAAUUCCUCUGCGCGCUCUGUGUUUCUGCACUGUGCAGGCAGCUAGAAGCAGCCAGUUUCCAGGCUGUCGCAACAGGUGCAGACUCCUCCCGGCUGAAAGCAGCAGCGGCGCCUGAGUUGUGUCCAGACGUGACUGUUUGGGGUGUGGCGAUGCUCCGACACAUGCUCCAGCUACAGUGUAACGCCCAGGCGAUAACCACCAUACAGCACACAGGAUCUAAAGAGGGCAUCGUUACUGGCAGCAGGCAGGUGCGCCUGGCCACGGGCAUCUUCCCUGUCAUCAGCCUGCUGAACCACUCCUGCAGCCCCAACACCAGCGUGUCCUUCAUCAGCACCGUCGCCACCAUCCGGGCGUCACAGCGGAUUGGAAAGGGGCAGGAGAUUGUCCACUGCUACGGGCCUCACAAGAGCCGGAUGGGGGUGGCCGAAAGGCAGCAGAAGCUGAGGUCUCAGUAUUUCUUUGACUGCACCUGUCCAGCUUGUCACACUGAGGUACACGAGAUGGCUGCAAGGCCCAGGUGGGAGGCUUUCUGCUGCAACAGCUGCAGAGCACCCAUGCAGGGAGAUGACGUGCUGAGCUGUGGCCGCAGGAGCUGUGGCCGCAGAGGCUGUGCAGAAUCUGUCCGCAGGGACCACCUCGCCUCUCGCUUACAGGACCUUCAGCAGCAGGUUGGAAUGGCCCAGAAGCUUCUCAGCGAUGGUGAACUAGAGCCAGCCAUUCAGCAGCUGUUGGGGUGUCAGCGUGAUGCCGAGAGCUUCCUGUCAGCAGAGCACACCGUGCUGGGAGAGAUUGAGGAUGGCCUGGCCCAGGCCUGUGCUGCCUUAGGGGACUGGCAGAAGUCAGCUACCCAUCUGCAGAACAGCCUCCGAGUGGUUGAGGCUCGCCACGGGCCGUCCAGUGUUGAAAUGGGCCAUGAGCUCUUCAAGCUGGCCCAGAUCUUUUUCAAUGGGUUUGCAGUACCCGAAGCGCUGAGCACCAUACGGAAGGCCGAGGAGGUUCUGUCGCUGCACUGUGGCCCGUGGGACGAUGAGAUCCAGGAGCUCCAGAAGAUGAAAUCCUGUUUACUGGACUUAACACCCUCCCUGUAGGGCCUUCAGUGUAGGGUCCCAGGAGGAUUUUGACCACAGAAAAGGAGCCCAUGGAGCACAAGUUAAAGAGGCUCUGCUGGCCGGGCGCGGGUUCUGCGGGCCGGUUAUGAGGGGUGAGGCGGACUCAAAGUGCAGUGAGAGAGACACCUGUUUUGGUGACUGUUUCUUGAAAUGGUUAACUGCCCUCCAGUAAAAGCUCCCAGUCCCCAGGAAAGACUUAAAGCCAGUGUCUGGAGAUUCCAAGUCCUUGAGAAGGGUUUUAGCUGCUCUGCAGGGUCUGGAUGCCGGCCGGGGUCUUGGCUGGAUUCCACCUCACUAAACGCUGAUGCUGUGUUUCCCUGGAACAUUCCUAUGGUUUUCGUGGUAAUGAAAUGCAGUGCGCCACUCCAGCGGGAACCUCAACUCUUAGCAGUUCUGUUGUAAUUGAAAAAUAA